AGAGGGCAGUACUCUGAAGAUCAGGUAGGAGAGGGCAGCACUCUGAAGAUCACGUAGGAGAGGGCAGCACUCUGAAGAUCACAUAGGAGAGGGCAGCACUCUGAAGAUCACGUAGGAGAGGGCAACACUGAAGAUCACGUAGGAGAGGGCAACACUCUGAAGAUCAGGUAGGAGAGGGCAGCACUCUGAAGAUCACGUAGGAGAGGGCAGCACUCUGAAGAUCAGGUAGGAGAGGGCAGCACUCUGAAGAUCACGUAGGAGAGGGCAGCACUCUGAAGAUCAGGUAGGAGAGGGCAGCACUCUGAAGAUCACAUAGGAGAGGGCAGCACUCUGAAGAUCACGUAGGAGUGGGCAGUACUCUGAAUAUCACGUAGGAGAGGGCAGCACUCUGAAGCUCACGUAGGAGUGGGCAGUACUCUGAAGAUCACGUAGGAGUGGGCAGUACUCUGAAGAUCACGUAGGAGAGGGCAGCACUCUGAAGAUCACAUAGGAGAGGGCAGCACUCUGAAGAUCACGUAGGAGAGGGCAGCACUCUGAAGAUCACGUAGGAGUGGGCAGCACUCUGAAGAUCACAUAGGAGAGGGCAGCACUCUGAAGAUCACGUAGGAGUGGGCAGCACUCUGAAGAUCACAUAGGAGAGGGCAGCACUCUGAAGAUCACGUAGGAGUGGGCAACACUCUGAAGAUCACGUAGGAGAGGGCAACACUGAAGAUCACGUAGGAGAGGGCAGCACUCUGAAGAUCACGUAGGAGAGGGCAGCACUCUGAAGAUCACGUAGGAGAGGGCAGUACUCUGAAGAUCACGUAGGAGAGGGCAGCACUCUGAAGAUCACGUAGGAGAGGGCAGCACUCUGAAGAUCACGUAGGAGAGGGCAGCACUGAAGAUCACGUAGGAGAGGGCAACACUGAAGAUCACGUAGGAGAGGGCAACACUCUGAAGAUCACGUAGGAGAGGGCAACACUGAAGAUCACGUAGGAGAGGGCAACACUGAAGAUCACAUAGGAGAGGGCAACACUCUGAAGAUCACGUAGGAGAGGGCAGUACUCUGAAGAUCACGUAGGAGUGGGCAGCACUCUGAAGAUCACAUAGGAGAGGGCAGCACUCUGAAGAUCACGUAGGAGAGGGCAGCACUCUGAAGAUCACAUAGGAGAGGGCAGCACUCUGAAGAUCAGGUAGGAGAGGGCAGCACUCUGAAGAUCACGUAGGAGAGGGCAGCACUCUGAAGAUCAGGUAGGAGAGGGCAGCACUCUGAAGAUCACAUAGGAGAGGGCAGUACUCUGAAUAUCACGUAGGAGAGGGCAGCACUCUGAAUAUCACGUAGGAGAGGGCAGCACUCUGAAGAUCAGGUAGGAGAGGGCAGCACUCUGAAGAUCAGGUAGGAGAGGUCAGCACUCUGAAUAUCACGUAGGAGAGGGCAGCACUCUGAAUAUCACGUAGGAGAGGGCAGCACUCUGAAGAUCAGGUAGGAGAGGGCAGCACUCUGAAGAUCACGUAGGAGAGGGCAGUACUCUGAAGAUCAGGUAGGAGAGGGCAGCACUCUGAAGAUCACGUAGGAGAGGGCAGUACUCUGAAGAUCACGUAGGAGAGGGCAGCACUCUGAAGAUCACAUAGGAGAGGGCAGCACUCUGAAGAUCACGUAGGAGAGGGCAACACUGAAGAUCACGUAGGAGAGGGCAACACUCUGAAGAUCAGGUAGGAGAGGGCAACACUGAAGAUCACGUAGGAGAGGGCAACACUCUGAAGAUCACGUAGGAGAGGGCAACACUGAAGAUCUCGUAGGAGAGGGCAACACUCUGAAGAUCACGUAGGAGAGGGCAACACUGAAGAUCACGUAGGAGAGGGCAACACUCUGAAGAUCACGUAGGAGAGGGCAACACUGAAGAUCACGUAGGAGAGGGCAACACUCUGAAGAUCACGUAGGAGAGGGCAACACUGAAGAUCACAUAGGAGAGGGCAACACUCUGAAGAUCACGUAGGAGAGGGCAGUACUCUGAAGAUCACGUAGGAGAGGGCAACACUGAAGAUCACGUAGGAGAGGGCAACACUGAAGAUCACGUAGGAGAGGGCAACACUCUGAAGAUCACGUAGGAGAGGGCAACACUGAAGAUCACGUAGGAGAGGGCAACACUGAAGAUCACGUAGGAGAGGGCAACACUCUGAAGAUCACGUAGGAGAGGGCAGUACUCUGAAGAUCACGUAGGAGAGGGCAACACUCUGAAUAUCACGUAGGAGAGGGCAGCACUCUGAAGAUCACGUAGGAGAGGGCAGCACUCUGAAGAUCACAUAGGAGAGGGCAGCACUCUGAAGAUCACGUAGGAGAGGGCAGCACUCUGAAGAUCACAUAGGAGAGGGCAGCACUCUGAAGAUCACGUAGGAGAGGGCAACACUCUGAAUAUCACGUAGGAGAGGGCACGGCAGGCUCUGUACCAAGUCUCAAAUCACAUCCUAUUCCCCAUAUAGUGCACAGGUCAAAGGUAUUAUACUAAUAUGUGGAGGAUAGAAUGCCAUUUGAGAUCCAGUUUUGCUCCUCCUGCUCCUGUUUGUUGUGCGACUGUUACAUCAUCCCACUAUUACAUCAUGAUCCUGUGGGAGGAGCUGGGUCAAAUCUGGGUCUAAUCAUGAUGUCUGUGAUCUUCAGCACGGAAAGUCGGAGUUCUAGAAAUAUGCCAGAGUUUUAGAGUUGGAUGACCAUUCAAAACUAUUUUUCCCAUUUCCCAGUUGUCUUGAAGGCACUGAAGUUGGAAGUCAGAGUUCCUAUUUCCCAGUUGUCUUGAAGGCACUGAAGUCGGAAGUCAGAGUUCCUAUUUCCCAGUUGUCUUGAAGGCACUGAAGUCGGAAGUCAGAGUUCCUAUUUCCCAGUUGUCUUGAAGGCACUGAAGUUGGAAGUCAGAGUUCCUAUUUCCCAGUUGUUUUGAACACGACAAUAACCUGGACACGUGUUCUCUCCUUGUGUCAUCACAGUGAAAGAGUUCUGUCAUUGUGACAUCAGCACAACAACCCUCUAUCUCUCACGUUGACAUCAGCAGAGCCCAACCUGCCUUCUGUUGUGACGUCGUCAUUACACACCUCAGCAGAACAGAGCACAGAUAUCGUCUGCGCUACACUUUGAAAAAUCUACCUUGGCCCAUCUCACAAUGUCCAACUUUCCAUGGGUCGGAGGGGGAGGGGCAGGAACCCUCCUCCUGUAGCCCCUAUUGGUCAGGACCCUCUGAAAGUCAUGAGUAAUGGCAGAGUUGGCCACUAGGUCUGUGAAUAUGCCAAUCGUCCCAGUAUAGGACAGACUGAGACAUAGAGAUGGCCAUGGAAUCUUCUUGCUGUCUCCACUGCAUUCUUCCUCGUUCUUUGACAUGCAAGGGUUUGGAAGCAGAAAGCAGAGACCUCUCUUCCAGUCUUCUGUAUUCUGUUUCUUUUCACUCUCUCUGCUUUGCACCAGUUGUUCUGUUACUCUCUGCUUUGCACCAGUUGUUCUGUUACUCUCUGCUUUGCACCAGUUGUUCUGUUACUCUGAUUUGCACCAGUUGUUCUGUUACUCUGCUUUGCACCAGUUGUUCUGUUACUCUGCUUUGCACCAGUUGUUCUGUUACUCUCUGCUUUGCACCAGUUGUUCUGUUACUCUCUGCUUUGCACCAGUUGUUCUGUUACUUUGCUUUGCACCAGUUGUUCUGUUACUCUCUGCUUUACACCAGUUGUUCUGUUACUCUGCUUUGCACCAGUUGUUCUGUUACUCUCUGCUUUGCACCAGUUGUUCUGUUACUCUGCUUUACACCAGUUGUUCUGUUACUCUGCUUUGCACCAGUUGUUCUGUUACUCUCUGCUUUGCACCAGUUGUUCUGUUACUCUCUGCUUUACACCAGUUGUUCUAUUACUCUGAUUUGCACCAGUUGUUCUGUUACUCUCUGAUUUGCACCAGUUGUUCUGUUACUCUGCUUUGCACCAGGUGUUCUGUUACUCUCUGCUUUGCACCAGUUGUUCUGUUACUCUGCUUUGCACCAGUUGUUCUGUUACUCUCUGCUUUACACCAGUUGUUCUGUUACUCUGCUUUGCACCAGUUGUUCUGUUACUCUCUGCUUUGCACCAGUUGUUCUGUUACUCUCUGCUUUGCACCCGUUGUUCUGUUACUCUGCUUUGCACCAGUUGUUCUGUUACUCUCUGCUUUGCACCAGUUGUUCUGUUACUCUGCUUUGCACCAGUUGUUCUGUUACUCUGCUUUGCACCAGUUGUUCUGUUACUCUCUGCUUUGCACCAGUUGUUAUGUUACUCUCGGCUUUGCACCAGUUCUUCUGUUACUCUGCUUUGCACCAGUUCUUCUGUUACUCUGCUUUGCACCAGUUCUUCUGUUACUCUCUGCUUUGCACCAGUUGUUCUGUUACUCUCUGCUUUGCACCAGUUGUUCUGUUACUUUCUGCUUUGCACCAGUUUUUCUGUUACUCUGCUUUGCACCAGUUGUUCUGUUACUCUCUGCUUUGCACCAGUUGUUCUGUUACUCUCUGCUUUACACCAGUUGUUCUGUUACUCUCAGCUUUGCACCAGUUGUUCUGUUACUUUGCUUUACACCAGUUGUUCUGUUACUCUCUGCUUUACACCAGUUGUUCUGUUACUCUCUGCUUUGCACCAGUUGUUCUGUUACUCUCUGCUUUGCACCAGUUGUUCUGUUACUCUGCUUGUGUACCCUGGAAGCUGAUUGA
This is a messenger RNA of Oncorhynchus masou masou (cherry salmon), 4685 nucleotides long. RefSeq lists its product as uncharacterized. Lineage: Eukaryota; Metazoa; Chordata; Actinopteri; Salmoniformes; Salmonidae. The coding region runs from base 3348 to 4685 and encodes 445 amino acids. The record is from RefSeq and is a predicted model, not a curated record. The transcript has 3 exons.